Molecule: messenger RNA, 2980 nt
Organism: Actinia tenebrosa (Australian red waratah sea anemone)
Lineage: Eukaryota; Metazoa; Cnidaria; Anthozoa; Actiniaria; Actiniidae
Product: monocarboxylate transporter 13
Biological process (GO): transmembrane transport
Molecular function (GO): transmembrane transporter activity
Source: RefSeq, a predicted model, not a curated record
UCCUUAACUAUUUGUAAUACUUUGUUGUUUAUAAUCCAGAAAUUCAUUUGUUAAGCCUUUUUUAGUUGUUUCGCCAUUGCGUGCUGAUAGGCGGAAUUUGAAUAUUAAUGACAAAAAAAAACUUUCAGUUUAUAUUAUAACGAACUGGUUGAACGAGCUUAACAUUAAAAUUUAAAUACCACAGACCACAAACAUCCAUAAAGAACUGCAACGAGACAAUGACUUAAGAAACCUUUCUCGAAAAGCUAGUUUUUUUUUGUGAGCACGUUCACAGCCGGUAAGUAAGUCGACUAAGGUCCAAUUCAGAAGUUGAACGUUUGCAGUGUCGAAUCUGUUUUCCUUUGAGACCAGUGGCUAAGUAAACGUAUAGAGCUAUAAUACUACAAAAGACGAGAUAACUAGCUAAAAACUAGUGUGAACUGCGUCGGUGUUUCUAAUGAAACAGUAAUGAUAAAAAGGUAAAUUAUACACCGUGAAAAGAUAAAAAAACGACGACUGCUCAGCGCCAGGCAUACUUCGACUAGAUCAAAGCAAAACAGCUCUAGACCUCAGAGGCAAUUAGAUUCAACACGGGAAACGUUCGACGUCUGAACUGGGCCAAUUUAUAUCUUAAAUCAGAUCUGAAUUCGGGAGUAAAGAGUUCGCAAGUUAAUGGAGUUUUGCAAUGUUUCCAAACAUGAUCUCUAUAGUUUUACUGAAGGAUUUUCGAUCAAUAUUAUGUAUAGAGACAAUAAAAUGUCUGAAACUCAUAAGCCCUAGAAGUUUCUGACGUCGUUUGAACUCAAAGACCAUUUUAAAAGGUCUGACGAGUGUAAUUUGUAUUUUAAUGAUUUCUCUGAAUAUUCAGGAGAGUAGAAACCUAGAUAAACAAAAAAAAAACAAAAACAAAAACAAAACAAAAAAAAGAAAUACGAAAAUUACGGAACUUCAUUCGGACAUAACAAUCGAUAUCAGAUAUCUUAAAUUCUGCUGACAUCAUUCGACAAGAACAUAACAAAAUUAUACGCAGUUGGUCAGAACUAAGAGCCAUACAACAAUAGAAUUUAAUAUAUGCAUAUGAUUUGCGGGGUAUUCUAUAGUUGAAUAUAUAUUUUAUAGCUAUAUAUUUUUUUGUUUUCUGUGGGAAAACCUGUAAUGCAGAGUUUGUAUUGGUACUGAUUGCUGCAGACAUGAAUUACACUAACGUGCAUCAUCUUCGACUGGUUUACAACACGGAAUAAUAAAUUACUCCAAAGGUCGUCUAACGCUAUUCUAGCGCAACCAGGCCUAUCAAUUUAAGAACAAAACACUAUUCGUCCAGACAAUAAUUUCCCUCCACAGGAAACUCAAAUGGCCUAUGUAUGUAUAUUAUCAAAUCAUCUACUUAAAGUUUUCUAGUUGGACAAGAACAAUGGAAGGAAAACUCGAUGGAGGUCUGAGUUGGGUCGUCGCUUUUGCAGCUUUUUUCCAGCAAUUCGUGAUGAUGGGUAGUAAUUACGUUUUUGGAGCGUUCUUCAUUGCACUGUUGGAUGAGUUUAAGGAGAGCAAAGCAAUAACUGGAUUGGUCGGUUCAUUGGCAUUUGGCCUAUCGUUCGUAUUGGGACCAAUAACAACGAUCAUAUGCCAUAAGCUUGGAAACCGUGUUGCCUUAUUUAUAGGCAGUGUCUUCUUCAGUCUUGGGCUUCUCUUAACAUCUUUUGUAGAUGACCUGAGCCGGAUGUUUCUGACAUAUUCCGUAAUGGUUGGAUUUGGUGGAAGUCUGUGCUAUUACACAUCAAUAUUGAUAUUGAAUGAAUACUUUUGCAAGCGUCUUGUUACUGCGAAUGGUUUAACUUUGUCUGGAUCUGGCUUGGGUACACUGGCUCUUUCAGCAGCAGUGGAGCAUUUUUUAGAGUUACAUGGAUGGAGAAUUGCUUUCCGAAUUCUGUGUGUCUUUUCGCUUAUUCAGUUUGUAUCCUGUGGAAUUCAGUGUGUAAUUUCAGCACCCAUAAAAACAGAUUCUGCGCUGAAAGACAAGGUGUCCAAGAAUAAAUUUAUUGAUACUUCGUUGUUCAAGAACAAAGCUUACAUUGUUUGGGUGUUUGUCAUUUCUAUGGUGCUGUUUGGGUUUUAUAUUCCUUAUGUUCACCUGAUCCGUCAUUGUCAAGAUCUAAACAUUCCCAGGAGUAAAGCCGCCAUACUUGUUGGUUACUUGGCUAUUUCAUCAACCAUUGGCAAGAUUAUCACGGGUAGAAUUGCAGACCACCCACGUGUUGAUCGACUCAUUUUGUUUCAAUUCUUCUUAUUAGUAUGUAGUGUUUUAACAACACUUUUUCCUAUCAUGACAUCGUUAGAGACUGUAACRAUAUACUGCUGGUUAUUCGGCUUCCAGGAAGGUGGUUUUGUAGUAUUGAUUGCAAUUAUCACUGGAGACAUUGUUGGUAAAGAAAAAAUGGCGUCUGCUUUUGGAGUAUUGUAUGGCUUCAGCUGUAUACCUAUGAUGAUUGGCCCUCCUGUAGCGGGAAUGAUGUAUGGCAUAUCCAACUCAUACAACCCAGCUUUCUUCAUGUCCGCUGCCUUAACAGCUUUAAGCGUUUGCAUUUCGUUCUUGAUCCCAGUCCUACUCCCUCAAGAGAUCAUCGAGAAAUCGAGCAUGCGCAAUACUGCCGAAGAAAUUCAAAUGCCUUCGACCGGCAGCAGUACUAACAACAACUCGAAAAAUAGUUCUGUAGAUCAAGAAGCAGGAAUAAAACUAAUUGAAACAAAAACAAAAAAUGACGGGGUUUUUAUGGAAAGAUCUGGAGCAACACGAACGUUACGGAAACGAAACAAAAAUGAAGGGACAACUAACAGACUAAGUCUGGACUUUCAGCUUUACUUCUCGAUGGAACAUCUUGUAAGUCAGAGAGACAGCUUGAUAAGCAGCUUCUAUUCAAGAGAAAAUCUUAACCAUCCAGCUCCAGUUCCAGAAGUCAGAGAAACAGAUGUUUAACGCACAUGAUUAGUUUCGUAAUAAUUCCAG